This is a messenger RNA of Filobasidium floriforme, 2238 nucleotides long. RefSeq lists its product as uncharacterized. The record is from RefSeq and is a predicted model, not a curated record. NCBI's taxonomy places the organism in Eukaryota, Fungi, Basidiomycota, Tremellomycetes, Filobasidiales, Filobasidiaceae. The transcript has 4 exons. The annotation marks the transcript as partial.
AUGCUCUCCCCCUACCAACUCUCCCCGUCUCAAUGUUGCGUCUUCUUCGGCCUGUCCACAAUGGAUUCAUGGACGAACUUGAUACAUCCGAUACUGGACCUGCGUGUACGUCAGCGGGAAUUAUCAGAAGAGAGACGCCAAGUUCGGGAAGAAGAAGAGCUGGCGAAGAGCUGGCAAGGAUUGUGGAGCAACGAGAGUUAUCCGCGAUGGUGGAAGAGGGCCGGUUGGACAGAGAAUUUUCGGAGGAGGAGGCAAUGCGAUGUGAGCAAGAGAUUAGAAGGCAGGAGGAGGAGGAGAGAGGAGAAGGAGGAGAAGGAGAAGGAGGAGAAGAAGGAGAAGGAGGAGAGGAGAAGAAGGAGAAGGAGGAGGAGGAGAAGAAGGAGAAGGAGGACGAGGAGAAGAAGGAGAAGGAGAGGAGAGAAGAAGGAGAAGGAGGACGAGGAGAAGGAGAAGAGGACGAGGAAAAACGAAAUUGGGAGAGACUCUGAGACAGGCGAUGCUCGACAAAGAUCGCAUGGACCGGGAGGCUGCGUCUCGAGCGAAGAAUCGCAGAAAGACGGGGACGAGGACAAUGGUGCAGAGAAGCAAAAAGAAGGCGAAGAAGAGCAACGGGGUGAAGCGGAGGAGAAGAUGAAUAAAGAGGCGGGAAUUGGGUCCUUUCCCCUCGGUAUCUUGGCCUGUCCCGAAUAUCAAGCUGGAACGACCGCAACAAGUCCGCAACUCCCUAAAGCAGUUCCGAUCGACAAGGAAGCUUUGAAGGAUACAUUCUCGAAGUUUGCUGAAUGGGAACAACGGUCACAAGGGACCGGUCCAAAACAAAAUUCCCGCAAGAGGGGAUUAGACAUCGUUACAGAUGUGGCCGAAGACGUCUGGGAUGGUGCCAGAAAACGGCGAGGCAGAACUCCGAGAGAUUUUGGGGACAUGGACAAGGGGGAUGAUGACGGGCCGCGGAAGAAGCAAAAGACUGGUGAAGCGGCCUCUCUCAAACCUUCUCGCCAUGAGAAAAAGGACUUCCUCGGCCAAGUCAUUUACGGGAUCGGACGGAACUUGCGGAGUCCGAUUUAUCGUGCGGGUUCCCGCUGGCAAGAACCGUUUCCAACCGGACGGUUCAAAAAUCCAGAUGGACUGGUACGAGCUUUGGACAUCGCGAUGAAGGGUGUCCGGCGCAACCCGGCUCACAGUGUGGAGUCAUGGAAAGAGCACGUUGAAAGGGAAGUUCAACUUCUUGGGGAAGGCUGGAACGCGUCCGAGUGGACGAAGGUCAUGGAAAUCGGGACCGACGAUGGGAAGACACAGCCGGAACGCUUGUGCGCUUUCUUUGAGUUUGCUUGGGACUCUGGAGCUUACGGGAAAGCUUUCAACGAGUGUCAUUCUCCUGCACGAGCACAAGCAUACGGUAUACUGGCUCAAGCAGUCGAGGCUCGCGAGGAAAGGUGGCAGGGGAUAUCGAAGCGGGAAAUCAUCCGCAAGAUAAAUUCUCUGGGAAAAGAUGGAUACAAUGUCCUGACAAAAGAGCUUGAGAGGAGAUGGGACGAGAUCAUCGACAUGAGGAGCGAGCAGCGGAUGCGUCACGCGUUGUUGGGAGAUACCUUCAGAGAUUUCAGAGCUGUCUCUGAGAUCGAUGGCCGGCCGCAUGAAUGCGACACUCCCGACAAGAAGCAGCUGUGGGACGUCGGUCGGAGGUAUCUGACGAAGGCGACUGCAAUGCGGGAAGCACUUGGAAACGUGGUACGAGGUUGCGGAUGGCAAGAUGGGGUGUAUGGGGCGGGAAUGGAUGAAAGGUGCCACUCCUGCUUUCAUUGCUGUGGUCGGGGGGAUAUUCGAGGUCUUCGCCAAUCGUCCGGAUUUCAAGUCGACCAGUUCCUUGGCCGGCGAGAUACAUUACCUCCGACGACUGUGGGUGAAGGACGGUUCUACGAGAGCGAGUGGGUUCCCAUCCUGGAUAUGCUGCGACGCACCGAUGGUGUUUUGCUACAAGCAACCUGGGCGCCUUUGCAAAAAGUUGUUUCACUCCCGGAGGCUCGACAUCGUUGGGCUGAUAUCAGCAGCCGCGCGCGUGAGCUCUGGCGGGAACACGGCACACAGGAGCCGGUGGACCCUACGCGCCCAGGUGGAAGACACGAUCGGGCUAUUCCCGCAUACGGAGACUUGGGCGGUUACUUUGCCGACGUCCACAAUCUCAAGCUCGGAAGGAUGGACGGUGUCUCGUUCCGAGAACGUUGGGAGUUGCGGGAAAAU